Molecule: messenger RNA, 2452 nt
Organism: Esox lucius (northern pike)
Lineage: Eukaryota; Metazoa; Chordata; Actinopteri; Esociformes; Esocidae
Gene: lmx1bb
Product: LIM homeobox transcription factor 1, beta b
Exons: 9
Coding region: 382-1572 (396 amino acids)
Biological process (GO): regulation of transcription by RNA polymerase II; neuron differentiation
Cellular component (GO): nucleus
Molecular function (GO): RNA polymerase II transcription regulatory region sequence-specific DNA binding; DNA-binding transcription factor activity, RNA polymerase II-specific
Source: RefSeq, a predicted model, not a curated record
CGUAUGCAUUUUUUUCCCUAAAUGUAAUGGAUAAUUUGGUCAUUUCACUUUCUUAAAUAUGACGCAAAACUUGAGCGGGUACAUCCCUACUCCACUGCCUUCCUAUGCUGACACGCACGGGUGCAAACAAGAAGAUAGACUAUACGUUUUCAGUCCAAACUUACAGGUGACAGUACCAAAUAGUGUUUUUCAGGUUUAUUUUGCUUAUCAUACGAUUCCGAGACAUACAUGUAUGAAAUAUCUCAACAGUGGGGCAUCGAUCUUUCAUUUUUUUUCUUUUAUCGUUACUGAAAGUGAGCGACCUGGAAACCGUAGCCUAGUCAAAAUAUUGUGGGCUUUAGCUAGGAUUUGAAGUGAAGGCAGGUCUGACAGUUCAUUGUUAUGGAUAUUGCAACAGGUCCCGAGUCACUAGAACGCUGUUUCUGGAAGAGACACCAGUCCAAGUACCCAAGGAUGUUAGACGGUAUUAAGAUUGAAGAUCAACCACACCGUCAAGCUACCCUCGGAGUCAUGCUUGGGACGGAAUGCCAUCACCAAUCUCUGUGUGAAGGAUGCCAGCGUCCAAUAUCUGACCGGUUUCUGAUGAGAGUCAACGAUUCCUCAUGGCACGAGGAGUGUUUGCAGUGCGCUAUGUGUCUACAACCUCUCACUGCCAGUUGUUACUUCCGGGAUAGAAAAUUGUACUGCAAACGUGACUACCAACAAUUGUUUGCCACCAAGUGCAGUGGAUGCCUGGAGAAGAUCGCCCCCACAGAGUUUGUGAUGCGUGCCCUGGAGUGUGUAUACCACCUCAACUGCUUCUCCUGCUGUGUUUGUGACCGGCAACUAAGGAAAGGGGACGAGUUCGUCCUGAAGGAGGGCCAGCUGCUGUGUAAGAGUGACUACGAGAAGGAGAAGGACCUGCUCAGUUCUGUCAGCCCAGAUGACUCAGACUCAGAGAAAAGUGAUGAUGAAGAUCUGGAUAUCAAGCAGGAGAAAGGCACAGGAGGCCCGGGGAAGGCAGAUGAUGGGAAGGACCCCAGGAGGCCCAAGCGGCCACGCACUAUUCUGACCACUCAGCAGAGACGAGCCUUCAAAGCCUCCUUUGAGGUGUCUUCCAAACCCUGCAGAAAGGUGAGGGAGACCUUGGCCGCUGAGACUGGCCUAAGUGUUCGUGUGGUUCAGGUGUGGUUUCAAAACCAGCGAGCUAAGAUGAAAAAGUUGGCAAGACGACAGCAGCAGCAACAAGAACAACAGAAUUCUCAGCGACUUGGCCAAGAGGUGAUGUCCAAUCGGAUGGAGGGCAUAAUGAACUCUUUUACGCCAUUAGCCCCACCCCAGCAGCAGCUAGUUGCCAUGGAUCAGAACGGCUACAGUACGGACCCCUUUCAGCAGGGCCUCACCCCGCCACAGAUGCCCGGAGACCACAUGAACCCUUAUGGUAAUGAUUCCAUUUUCCAUGACAUAGACAGUGACACAUCUUUAACCAGCCUCAGUGACUGCUUCAUGGCAUCUUCAGAGGUCAACAUGCAAGCACGUGUGGGACCAAUUGACCGACUUUAUUCCAUGCAGAACUCUUAUUUUGCAUCAUGAAAGCCACAUACAGAAAUGAUUUUAGUUAUUAUAGCAGGUCAUUCACAAACUCUGCUUCCCAACUUCCUCAACUGCCUCACAUAAAGGAGUUUUCACACUGUUAUGGACAAGACAUACGCAUCGACCUCUUCUAAUGACUCCUGGAUCAUGUGCAGUCGAUGGACUGAAAAAGAGAAACAAAUUCUCUAAAACUAUUCUCCUUUUCUGAGAUUAUUGGUGUCAUAUUUGUAUAUUACUGUCAUAGAGGUAGCACACCUUUCUUUGUCCACAUUAAGACAUUUCUCAAAGCCACUGUUGAAAAUUCAAAUCAAAUACAACAGGCCCACCAGUUCUCAUUAUGCAUGUCUUCAUAAUUAACUGUACGACCAUAUGACCUAAACCCAUAAAAAACAUCCUGUAAAUUGUUGAGGUAUAGGAAUGUGGUGUCGGAACUCCAUGUUUCCUCUUUAUAAUGCAUUUUGAUCACAUUGAUAGUUUUAGCCCUAAAGAGAAGAUGUUGUGCUCACAGUAAAUAUACAGAAUGUGUUUGCAAGAGAGGAUGUGAGUAUGUGUGUGUGCGCGUGUGUGUGUCAGAGAAAGAGUGUAGACAUAUACCUUCAGAAAAAGAAAUAGGGAGUACAGUGUCUGUUCAGUGUAAAUAUUUUCCCAAGCAAAUUGGUUGUGCAUGUUAAAAUGGAAACCAUUCUAUUUAUUUAACUAUAACAUGCUCUUGAAGGUACUUAUAAGUCUGAGAAGCUUUAUUUAAAAAGGAGAACAUUUUGUUAUGUCAUAAGUGAUUAUAAAAUUACAAAAUGAAUUUGUAUGCCAUUUUAUUAUGAACCAUAACCCUGUUUUAGCCAAGCUGGAAAUUAGCAAAAGUGUGCUAUUUAUUUCUUACAGA